Molecule: messenger RNA, 2349 nt
Organism: Fonsecaea erecta
Lineage: Eukaryota; Fungi; Ascomycota; Eurotiomycetes; Chaetothyriales; Herpotrichiellaceae
Exons: 3
Coding region: 1-2349 (782 amino acids)
Source: RefSeq, a predicted model, not a curated record
AUGGCAAGAGUCAAGCAAAAGGUGGCCAAGAAAGGUGCUGCUGGCUCCUCAACCCGAGGGAGCCAGGUGGCGAAGCAGAAGAGACACAAAAUCGCCAUUGGAGGGGACCCCCAGGAGAAGAAACUUCCCACAGUGGUAAGAGCAAAAUCAGCUUGUCGCGGCAGCAUUACCAGUGCUUAUGACCCGAAUAAGAUCUCAUUCCAAGAGCGUCCCCCGCCUGGAUAUACUUUCAUUCCCGCCGGGAACCCCGAGCUCACCAACGCGCUGAAGGAAUUCGCUCGCCGUGGUGACCACAAGAUCUACGCCGUGACGAUCACUCCGCAUGCUGCGCGCCAUGAAUUGUCGAGGGAAGUACAUCGUGUCGGCUUCCACUUCCCCACAAGGAUUGUCGACCAAGUUUGUGCCCACUACGGCAUCCGCCUCAAUAGUGAAGGAAAGGUCGUUGAUGAGUCGAAUGACGAGAACUUUUUCAGCAAAGUAUAUCGCAACUCGGACGGUCAACGUCCAGUGGAAGAGAAGGACCAGAUCACCAUCAACACUGAUGCCAAACAGACUAUCAAAGAUUUGUUCCCCAAUAUCCCCAACAAUGAUUUGUACCAGAUUAUCAAAACAGCAUUUCAGCUGGGCGAUCGUAGGGUUGGCACUGCAAACGAACUACCCCUUGUUCGAAGAGCCCAGCUAUCUGUUGUUGCCCACAUCCGCCACAACUACACCCAGUAUGACAAGUUGCUGAGACAGAUGCCAUACAAUGAGGCUCGUCACAUGGUGGAAAGAGAGACGCUCAUCAAGCUGGUGGAGUGGCGAGGUGGUGAAGAUACGACUCUGGAAAGCGCCACAGGUGCCGCAGAUGAUCUUCUCAAAGAAGUCAUCGUCAUCUCUGACGAGGAAGCGUCUGACAGUGACUCCGACAGUGUCGAACCCUUGGGCCAAGACCGUGUCCAGGUUGAAGAACUCCCAAGCACCUCCUACGCUCCCGGCCCUGGGCGUCCCAUAUCGCCCCUUCCACAACUGCAACCUGAACGAAUGCUGGACUAUCCACCUGCGGUUCGCAGCUACAGGCCAUCUAACGCUGAGAUUGCCCGACGAAAUCAGAGCAGAUAUGCCAUCUGGGAACAAGCUAAGCGAGACUAUCGGUCCAGCGUGGCCCAGAGACCAGUCACUGUUCUGGAAAGGAUCUACGAGCCUGAGCCGGCUCCAGCACCACGGGUUCUUGUCCCGCUUGAUCCUCCAACCCACUCUCCUGCCCAGAUAUUCCAUACUCAGGCUCCUCCAACAAGCAUAGCAAGAGUGGAUUACGAGCCCACGAUUCGAAGUCGACAAUCAAGUCCACCAACGUACAUCCGAGACGCCAACGGGAUUUUGUAUGAGAGGAUCGACACUAGGCGUGCGAAUCCUGCCGACACUUCCCAACACUACCACCACAAACAACCGGCACCGGUGAUGGCGGGACCGCAAAUUAGAACGCGCCCUUCCUCGCCCCAAGACUUCUCUCGUCGGGAUUCGCGCAACCAUGCGGAUUUAGAGAGAGGUGAUGGCACGAUACUGCCAUCGAUUGAAGGACCUGAUGGGUCAUAUAUCUCUCCUCGCUUACGUCGAAAUCCGUUCGAAGCACAUCCUGAGCCUCGUGACACUAACCCAAGGCGGGAGGAUGGCGGCAACGCAAGGAAUGCUGCCUACAUUGACCUGACACUUAGCUCCAGCCAAACGCCUAAGAGACGUCGGUUAGAAGAGGCGCAACCAGUCCAAGAACGCCGCAUGAACAGAAGAGAGUCCCCGAGCAGGCCUGUUGAACAUCACUAUCUGCCACCUCGGCCGGUGGCUGCCCAUACUGAAAAUCGCACAGCUAAUUAUGGUGAGCCACGAUCCAGCCCACGUCUACAACCGGCGGUUUCUACCCGGGAGACUGCUUAUGCUGAUCGUCAACCCCUCUACGAUGCUCAUGAUUUACCGCACUCUGUUGUACGUCUCUAUGAACCCAUACCUGCCCCUCAUGAGCUUCGUGAGACAACCACGAUGCAGCGUCGUUAUCCUCCACAAACCUACGCGGCGCCCACCCACAAUGAGGUUGAGUCAAUCCGGCCAGUUCGAGAUCUGGGAAAGCAACCGCUGCUUUCACUAGGUCAGGUCUACGAGCUCACUGGCGAGUCUCGCACAUAUAACAGCCAGAUUGCCGGGGAGCCGGAGAGGCUCGUCCGUGAAGAAUACGUGCAACCUGUGAUGCAAGAGCCUCGCGUGCGGUACGUUUAUGCUGAUGGAACCAGCGGCCGUGAACCUCUACAAUCUCUGCCUCCACAGCAUUUGCCUGAGUAUGAUCGACGCCCAGCUCCUCUGCACUCAUAUGCCCGCUGA